AUGGCUUCCAUAAAACCUACAAUUGCCAUUACCCAAGCUCGCACCUUGACCGACGACGCACUCAGUAUCGGCAAAGAAGUUGAGCAUCUUAUUGACCAAGGGAGGACGGUGGUUGUCUUUAUGCAUUCGUAUGGCGGCCUCGUCGGGAACGAGGCUAUCCCGCAACGCCUCAGCUACAGCAGUCGUCGCGCCCAAGGUGAGCAGGGCGGCGUGCUUCACCUAUUCCUCUGCACCGCGUUCCUGCUUCAGAAGGGCCAGACGGUUUUGAGUGCGUUUGGGGAGUCACCCAACAACGAUAUCGGACCCGACGGCGGCUUCGCCAUCAAAGACGGAGCGAGCAAACUCUUCAAUGACCUCUCAGACGCAGAAGCCAAACUGUGGGAAUCUCGACUGGUGCCACAGUCCUACAGAGUGCAGACCACGCCCAUCACCGGCACGGCGUACGAGUACAUCCCGUCUACGUAUCUGACCUGUGAGAAUGACCAGGCAGUGCCGCCCCAGUUCCAGGAGAUGUUUGCGACUAUGGCCAAGUCCGAAGUGCAACGGUGCAGCGCAGGACACUUGGCGAUGCUGAGUCACGGGGAUGUGGGUGGGAAGAAUUGCGGCGGCGGCUGA
Talaromyces atroroseus is the source of this 615-nucleotide messenger RNA. RefSeq lists its product as hypothetical. The record is from RefSeq and is a predicted model, not a curated record. The transcript has 3 exons. The coding region runs from base 1 to 615 and encodes 204 amino acids. NCBI's taxonomy places the organism in Eukaryota, Fungi, Ascomycota, Eurotiomycetes, Eurotiales, Trichocomaceae.